AUGAUCAACGUCGAUCUCGAGCCGCCAGUUAUGUUCUACACCUUUGCCACCCCCAGAAACGACAGUCGCACCAACCAAGCCCAACAGACAAAGUCCCAAAGAAAGCAGCGACCAAAAGUGAGCGUCGCUUGUGAACGUUGUCGAGAUCAUCGGAUCCGCUGCGGCAAUCGAACGCCAUGCCAUCAGUGCAUCGCGGUCAAGGCUCGGUGUAAGCGGGCGACCUCCAAGGGAAAUCUGUCACCUGUGGCAGCCCCACGAGCUGGCGGCAGGCAAGCAGUUUGGACGACGUCCUUCCCAGAGCCAUCACAGAGAGAUACUCCGAAUGUUGAUGUGACUCCCGCCAGUGUGGCUCUACCUUGUUCGGCAACUCCAGGGUGGGCUCGCAUGAAGCAGGUUUCUACCAUCCUAACAUCAUUCCUUGAAUCCGCAUCCAAGGCACUCCAUCAGAUCCCCCGAGAUCCAUUGUUCAUCGAGUACGAUACGCCAAUCUCAGUCUAUCACCCAAGCGCUCUCGAGUCGGACGCCCCGCCCGUGACUCCUUUGUCCAAAGAAGAGACGGACUGCUUGUUGGACCUCUACUGGCCGACGUUCGAGAUCGAGAUACCCAUCCUAGAUCCGAUCUCAUUUAGAACGCAGUAUGAGUGUCUCUGGACCCAGGAUGGACAGGCAAGAUCUUCAUUGCCUCUCGUGGAUGCGCUCACAGCCUUGGCUUUGCAGCACGCUCAAAGCACAGAUCUGAUGGGACGGACUGUCGGCACAAGGCACUUGAGGUGCAUGUACCAUGGGGACGUUGGCCUGGCGGCGUUCUGCUACGUUCGGCGUUGCCGCAAGACACUUGAGCAGGAUGCCAGUGAGCCUUCCCUGACAAAGGUGCAGUCGUAUGCUCUCAUGACGGCCUACUUACUCAAUGCUGGCCAGUACGAGACGGCGUAUACCAUGCUCGGUGUGGCGAUACGACUAGGGUAUUUGCUCGACAUACACGUGCAGCGCGGCCUCGACAACGAUGAGGAGCCAUCUGUGGUAGACUGGAUGUUCACUAGAGCUCCGGAGGUCGCUCGCUGUCCACUGGCCCGGCUUGCCUCCUUCUGCACCUCCGUCGUCGUUGGCAACAACCAUCCAGUAUCAUGUCUCUCGCGCAAAAAACUCACCACGGCAAUACUGUCGGCGCUUGACACUCUGAUGCGGAACUCGCCGGCGCCGCCACAUGGUGGCGAUGUGAUUGUCUCGCUGGACGCUGAAAGCUUGGAGAAGACACUGCAUCCCCUUGAGCAAUGGAAGCAAAAUAUUUGCCACGACAACGGGCCUUUGUAUUUGCGACUGAGCACGGCGCAGGCCGAGGCCACGAGUCCACGGCUUAAGACUGUUGGCUGCGAGAGACAGUCUGCCCUGCUGUCAUUGUAUUAUCACGACGCCAUAAGAAGAUUCUUUCAGCCCUUCGUCACCGUCUUCCUCCUCGACCCACAGCCACCACAGCCACCUCGGGAUCUAGGGCAAGCAUCUGUAUUGGCUAAAAAGGGAGCAGACCACGCCAUGGCAAUUAUCGACAUCAUUCACAACAGCUUGCGAUCGUCUGAUGCUCUUUACGGCUGUUUUGAGCUGUACAUCUUGGAGUGGAACGCCCUGUUGAGCAUCUUCGCUUUAACAAUCGCUUGCCCGUCGCUGUUGCCCUGUUCAGUCGCGCUUGAAAAGUUAGAGCGAGCAUCAAUGCUCUUUGAGCUGGGCGAAAAGCGGCAUGCUGUAGCGAAGAGAGCCUGGAUUCUAACUCAGAGACUAAGGACACAACUGCUCGACGCCACCAGAAGCUGUGCGAUCAAGUCAAGAAACACUGAAACAAACGGGCUCUGCCCUGAAGCUUCAAUCAACGCACUAUUAUCCACUGACCGAGAGUCUGUUUCAUUGUGUACGGACCAACAGUGGUGGCAGGAGGACUCGGCUGAGGACGUAUGGUCUUGGCUGGAGGAUUUUGGGACCACCGACUCGUGGGAUAGCGAGUGUCUGGAGAUUGAUACCUUGCUCAAUAUGACCCAUUCACUGCCUUCGGCCGAUUCGAGCACCUGCAAUAGAGAUCACCAUCCGCAAGCUUGA
Messenger RNA from Fonsecaea multimorphosa CBS 102226, 2085 nucleotides. RefSeq lists its product as uncharacterized. The transcript has 2 exons. Gene Ontology annotation, cellular component: nucleus. Gene Ontology annotation, molecular function: RNA polymerase II cis-regulatory region sequence-specific DNA binding; DNA-binding transcription factor activity, RNA polymerase II-specific; zinc ion binding. NCBI's taxonomy places the organism in Eukaryota, Fungi, Ascomycota, Eurotiomycetes, Chaetothyriales, Herpotrichiellaceae. Bases 1 to 2085 code for a protein of 694 amino acids. Gene Ontology annotation, biological process: positive regulation of transcription from RNA polymerase II promoter by galactose; DNA-templated transcription. The record is from RefSeq and is a predicted model, not a curated record.